CUGGAUGGAAAAGGAACGCGUUUGCUUCGCCACUUGUCCUGGGCUGGGGGGUAACACAGGGGAAUAUGAAAAACCAAGCAUAAAGAAGAACCCACGGCUGUCUCAGGAUCUGUAAAGGGAAAAGAAAAAGAAAGAGAAACGCUCUAUUUCCGGCCCCGAGGUGCCCUCAGCGCUUCCCGCCCAUCGCCGCCCAUCCCAGCUCCUCCCGCCUCCCGCUCCAGCUCCUCCCGCCUCAGCGCUUCCCGCCGGCCCCCUCAGGAGUUACCGGGAAUCAGGAGCCGCCGCAGCCCUCGGCGGCCGCCGGAGCCCCGCUCCCGGCAGGAGAGGAUGAUGAGGUGAGGCCACGGCGGAGGUGCGGACAACAGCGGGGCUGCCUUGGAGCUGAGGGAGAAGUCCACAGAAAGUUUGUUCCUCCUGGCCAAUGCACCCUAUGGUGAUUCAGCUGCUCAUAAAGCUCUGAAUGGAGCUGGUGAGCUCCAGAGCUGUGUGAGACAAGCUUACUGCAACCUGCGUGUGGAAACAUCUGCACUGUGUGAUACCAGUUAAAUGGCUGCUCACAUGUUUCUCUGGUCUCGUGGACGGCCCAACUUUCUACAUUCACUUUCCGUGCUGUCCCAGCAGUCACUUUCUAAACACUUUUUCCGUGCAAGAGGUCAGUUUGGACAGCCCAAGGAAUGCUUUAUAGAUAUUUGAUUUACCACUGCCUGCAGACAGAGUGUUGGCAAAGAUCUCUUGAUACCCGAGAGCAAAGCACCCAGGCCCAGCCAGUACUGCCUCACCCCGUUUUAAGUCUAUCCAGCAAAUCUUACUGCUAAAUGACACAUUUCCUGCAAAGAUAAAUCUGCCUGUGAGACCCUCACGAAGAGCUUGCUGGCAGCAGCGGUUAGUCGUGGCUGCUGAGCUCCCACUGCUGUGCUCCCAGGUGUCUGGAAGUGCUGUGCAGUCAGUGGAGCACAGGAAACCUUUCGGCGUCGCUCCAAAACCGAUCUGUUGCGUUCCGCAGCCGCUCCGUGCCGUCAUCUUGCCGUCCCCUGGUCCCAAGGGCUCCUCUCGUCAUGAGCUCCUUCGAGGAGGCCGAAACAGAGGAGACAGUGACGUGCCUGCACCUGACCUUCUACCACCCUGGCCAGGCCGAGAGGAUGGUGUUCCGCUGCCUGGAUUUCUGCCGGCGCCAGCGCGUCCGGGCGGACGACACGGCCAGGUUCGGCCGCGACUCCAGCCUCUGCCACUACAGCCUGGUGGACACGCGCGUCUCCCGCCUCCAGUUCUCCCUGCAGUUCUACAGGAAGCUCCACACCUCCGAGUACGGCUUCGAGAUCAAGAACUUGAGCAAGAAAACGAAGCUGACCGUCAACCAGACGGAGCUGGGCUACUUGAACAAAAUCGACCUGCCCUGGAAGUGCAUCAUCUGCUUCGGGGACUACCAGAUCCUGGCAGAGAUUCAAGAAGGGGAGGCCGUGGAUUAUUUUGAGACUCACUUGCACUUGGCUGAAGCACCCAUCUUACAGGAAAGGUGCCUGCCAUCCCUGCAGCCUAUCCCCGAGAACGGCAUUACUCCUUCCUUUCCUCUUUGCCAAGGCAAAAGCCCGACAGAGAUUGACGAGAACGAGCUGUACUAGCAGGGAGAAGGAGGCUGGAUCAGCUUUUGUAGCUCCAACAGACACGGCCCUCACCUCAGCCCGGUGUUCUUGGCUGUGCACAUCAGUCUUCUUUGCUUGGUGUUUCCAGCACAGAUGUUCCAGAGCACUGCUCCACAGGAAUGGAUUCUUGCCACUGCCUUCACAGAGGGCUCUCUGAUGCCCAGAAAGGUGUGGGAGAUGAGGGGUCACUCAAAUCCAUGGAAUCCCAGAACUGUGGCCACGUGCCUUGGAGGGGUAUUUAACAGGCAUUAAUACAGCAGGGGUUUUGGUCCCAGCCAAGGGGUGAUACAAUGUCUUGUUGCAUAUUUUACUUCGUGCUCUCUUUUGCACACCAAAUUCCAAACAGUAUUUUUUUGUGAGCCUAGGUUGUAACUUCACAGAUUUUGCAACUUGGAAACACUUUGUCCUUUUAAAUUUAUGUUUUCAUUAGCUUCAAAGCAAGGUUUCUGUUUUAUUUUUACUUAUUUAAUUAACUUUUUUUUUUUUUUCUGCAAGUUAACUACUUUUGCUUGUGAUGUAGACAAACAUGUAGCAUCAAUCAUCAUGGUCUAUAAAAAUACACAUUAAUUUUGCAAUAAAUACAUUUUGUUCCCUAGUAAGGGUUUGCUCUAUUUUGUAGCUG
Molecule: messenger RNA, 2262 nt
Organism: Passer montanus (Eurasian tree sparrow)
Lineage: Eukaryota; Metazoa; Chordata; Aves; Passeriformes; Passeridae
Gene: TIFA
Product: TRAF interacting protein with forkhead associated domain
Exons: 5
Coding region: 1056-1619 (187 amino acids)
Biological process (GO): canonical NF-kappaB signal transduction
Molecular function (GO): protein binding
Source: RefSeq, a predicted model, not a curated record